Messenger RNA from Macadamia integrifolia, 6330 nucleotides. RefSeq lists its product as uncharacterized. NCBI's taxonomy places the organism in Eukaryota, Viridiplantae, Streptophyta, Magnoliopsida, Proteales, Proteaceae. The record is from RefSeq and is a predicted model, not a curated record. Bases 480 to 5855 code for a protein of 1791 amino acids. The transcript is spliced from 4 exons.
ACACGGUGAGGAGAUAGUAAAAGAGGGAGACUUUAGCGGACAUGAGAGGGGAUUGAAUUCCGAUUAAUGGCGCCAUGAGAUAUCUCUCUCUUCCUCCACCCCUUUUUCGUCUGUUUUUGAAAUCCAGGCUGUUUUUCCCCGUUAGCGUCUUCUUCACCGCGAGAGAGAUUUUGAUUGACGGAAAACGAAGAUCGCGAAGGAACCGGCGGUGAUUAUUUCUCUGGUAUUUAUUUUUUCGAAGAAGAAGAACAAUCAUAGGCAUCUAAGCAUUCUUUUGAUAAUCUAUUUUUUGGUCUGUGGAUCUGGUGCCGGAAACCCUAGAUAGGGUUUUCCGACUUUGUUCGUGGAGUUUUCCCCUUUCGGCUUGCUACGACUCCUAGUCGAGUGGGCGUUGCGUUGAAUGAGGGAAGGAGGGAGCUGAGGUGUUCUCUGCAAUUAUCUUCUUCCUUUUGGUUGCCGAUGCUAUUGGCUGUCUUUUCAUGCCGCCGGAACCUUCGACCUGGGAUCGGAAGGAUCUUUUUAAGGAGAAGAAGAAUGAGAGAUCGGAUGCCCUAGGCUCUGUUGCAAGAUGGAGGGACUCUCAUCACGGAUCUCGCGAUUUUGCCCGAUGGGGCUCGGACGACUUUCGCCGCCCUCAAGGUCAUGGUAAGCAGGAUGGUUACCAGCUCUUUCCCGAUGAUUCAGGUUAUGGAUGUACGAUUUCACGGUCCGGCGAGAGAGUAGCAGAUGAUGAUAUCUGCCGGUUUCCUGCUUCCCGUGCCGAGGCAAAAUACGGGCGGAACAGCCGGGAAAGUAAAGGAUCUUUCAGCCAGAAGGACUGGAAAGGUAAUAUUUCGGAGAGGGAUACUGAUGUCAAUUUUAGCUCCUCAGGCAGGCCGCAUGAAAUAAGUGCUCAGAGGUUAGUGCCGCAUGAGAUAAGUGCUCAGAGGUCAGUCGAUGAUCUUUUAACAUACCCAUCUCACCCUCAUUCUGACAUUGAAAACUCGUCAUGGGAUCAACUCAACUGCAAAGAUCAUCAUGAUAAGAUGGGUGGUCUUGAUGGCUUGGGUACAGGCUACAGAUAUGACAAAGAUCACUCGUUUGGCCCGAUCAACUGGAAGCCCCGGAAAUGGACCCGUUCUGGUAGCCUGUCAUCACGUGGCUCUGGUUUCAGCCACUCGGGAAGCAGCAGGUGCAUCAAAGCCGAUUCAGAGGAAAUGAAGCCCGACUUACGGCACGGGAAAGUACCUUCAGCUUGUAUACCUUCUGGGGAUGCUUCUGUUGCUGUAAAUAAUGCUGCACCUGUUGAUGAGUCCUGUCUCAGAAAGAAGCAGCGUCUUGGAUGGGGCCAGGGGCUGGCAAAGUACGAGAAGGCGAAGGUUGAAGGUCCUGAUGAAAUUAUUGGAAAGGGUGGAUUGUUUUCAUGUUCAAACAACAAUAGAAUUAUGCAUGGUCCUGUUCCAAGCAUGUCCGACAAAAGCCCCAGAAUCACAGGUCUAUCAGAAUGUGCCUCUCCCGCAACUCCGUCUUCUGUGGCAUGCAGUUCAUCGCCAGGAGUGGAUGACAAAUCAUAUAAUAAGGUGGCAGAUAUUGAUAAUGAUAUGAGUAAUUUAAGUGAUUCACCUGAUCAAGGAUUUCAGAAUUUCCUGGAAGAGUUCCCUGUUAGUCUAGAGAAUUUGGAGCUCAAUCCCUUGAAUAAUUUAAGCUCCCUUCUUUCUGAUCUAGUACAAGCUGAGGAUGCCAGCUCUGGUGACUCUUGUUUUGUGAGAUCAACUGGCACGAAUAAGUUGCUGCUAUUAAAAAGUGAUAUUUUGAAGGCGAUUGAGAAGACUGAAUAUGAAAUUGAUUUGUUUGACAGUGAGCUCAAAUCCUUGAAUUUGGAAUUGGAAAUUGGUGGUUUUUGUUUAAGAGGGCCCAGUUCUUUACAAGUGAUUAGUGUGCCCAAACAUUGUACAGAAGUAUGUGAUGCAUCUAAUGUAUUGCCAACAACAGCUCCGCUGCAAGUAGCUGCUGCGGGAGAGGUCCUUGAGGAGAAGCCAAUGAUUCACAAUGAUACCUUGGUAGAUGUAUGUACUGGAGUUGGGGAUGAGGAUAUCGACAGUCCAAGAACUUCUACGUCCAAGUUUGUGGAACCACCAUGCGUGAAAAAUCCAGACUCUUCUGCAGAUGUGGCAAAGCAUGAAGAAUCUUCUAUGGGUUUAGAAGUAGCCAGCUCUACAACUGCUGGUGGACAAAGUUUAUUACCCUCUGACAAAAAAAGGCCAGCAGCAAGUGUAUCUGGGGCAGCGGAAUCAAAUCACCGUGUUGAAAUCAAUGUAUCUGGGGUGGAAGAAGCAAAUAACCUUGUUAAAAUCAAUUCCAGUGCUCAGAUUUCCAGUAACUUGGGCCCGCAUAGUGGCAAAGAAUGUAAACUGCAUUCUUCAAUAUUUGCUUCGAAUAAAGAUAAUGCAAGAAAAGCAUUUGAAGUAUUUAAUAAACUAUUGCCCUCUGAGCAACAUGAAGUUGAUAUUUGGGGAGCCAGCUGUGCCUUUAACUUGCAGAACAGGGUACUUGUUAAGAAGAAACUUGCAACAAGGAAAUGUUUCCUGCGAUUCAAGGAGAGAAUUCUCACCAUGAAGUUUCGGGCAAUUCAAUACUUAUGGAAGGAUGACAUGCGUUUACUUUCAAGGAGGAAGAGCCGGUCGAAGUUUCAAAGGCGAUUUGAAAUGAGUUCCCGAGUGUCGCAUGCUGGUCACCAGAAAAAUCGAUCAUCUAUCCGGUCUCGGUUUACUUCAACUGUUGGUAAUUCACCAUCGGUUUAUAGCAGAGAGAUGAUGGAUUUUGCCAGCAAGCUGCUGUCAGAUUCCCAAAUUAAGCUCUAUAGGAAUAGUCUGAAGAUGCCUGCAUUAAUCUUGGAUGAGAAGGAGAGGAAGCUUUCAAGGUUCAUUACCACAAAUGGAUUAGUUGAGGACCCCUGUGCUGUUGAGAAGGAAAAGUCAAUGAUCAAUCCAUGGACUUUGAAGGAGAAGGAAAUUUUCAUGGAGAUGCUUGCUACGUUUGGGAAGGACUUCAAAAAAAUUGCCUCUUUUCUUGAGCACAAGACAACUGCUGAUUGUGUUGAGUUCUACUACAAAAACCAGAAAUCAGAAAGUUUUGAUAAAAUAAAGAAAAAAUUGGAUCUGAGAAAGCUAGAAAGAAGUUACCCUGCGAAUACUUACCUAGUGACAUCAGGAAAGAAGUGGAAUCGAGAGGUUAAUGCCGCUUCCCUUGAUAUGCUAGGAGCAGCUUCUGUGAUAGCAGCUCAAGCUGAUGAAAGCUUGAAGGCUCAUCAGAUUUGCGAGGGAAAGUUGUCUUGGGUGGGUUUACAUGGCUUCAAAACAUGUGAUGAUGCUGCCUUGGAAGUGUCAACUGGUGUUGAUAUUCUUGCAAAGGACAAAGAAGCUACAGCUGCUGAUGUGUUAACUGGAAUAUGUGGUGCUCUAUCAUCCGAGGCAAUGAGCUCCUGUGUUACAAGUUCUGUUGACCCAGGCGAGGGUUGUCAAGAGUGGAAGAGCCAGAAGGUUAGCUACAGAAACAAUCAACCUUUGACACCUGAGGUUAUGCAGCUUGUUGAUGACGAAGAAACUUGUUCAGAUGAUAGCUGUGGGGAGUUGGAUUCAGUUGAUUGGACAGAUGAUGAGAAGUCCAUUUUCAUACAGGCACUGAGAGCUUAUGGUAAGGAUUUUGGAAAGAUCUCCCGUUGUAUGGGGACAAGGUCACAAGAUCAAUGCAAAAUCUUCUUUAGUAAGGCCCGGAAGUGUCUUGGCCUGGAUGUGAUCCAGCCUGGGCCAGGCAAUGAUGGAAUGCCAGUGAGUGAUACCAAUGGAGGAAGGAGUGACACUGAAGAUGCUUGUGUUGUGGAGAUGGAGUCUGCCAUUUGCAGCACUCAAUCAUCAUCUAGGAUGGAUGUGGACUUGCCGUUGGAUAUGGAAGCAUCGACAAAUGUAGGUAUAACGAACUUGCAGACUGAUACAGAUGGGUUCAUUGAGAAAAAGCACUUGGGGCAAUCAGAAGAUGAAGGUUCUGAGAAGGAUCUGGGAGUUGUUGCUGAUGAUGUUCUGGCUGUGCCAAAAUGUGGUUUCGAUGGUGACAUCAAGUCAAUGGAACAGGUGGAAGGUAAGGUAGAGACUGCAUUGAGUUAUGAACAGCGUAUGGGGGUUCAUGAAAGUCUUGUUUCUACUGCUGAGAAAGAACAUGGAAAAGAGUCUACUGAGCCAACUGUCGCUCUUGUGGAUGAACCUGUAUGUGCGGAAGGACCAAAGGGAGAUGAGGUGAGAUUGAACUGUGCAGUUGACCUCCAUGCUGAACCACGUGCUACUGCCGGGCAUAUGAUGUGCUCAGAAAUAACACACCCUGCAGUGUCUGGAAAUGGUCUGGAUGAUAGAAAACAUACGAAGAGUAGUGCAGAUACAAAUAGCAAUACUAGUACUUUAUUUUGCUUUCCACCAGAUUCUCCAAACAGUAAAGCUUCUGGCAGUGUGGCAGAUAGAAGAAUUAUUCCUGGUUUUAGCUCGACUUCCAAUGUACAACAUCAGGUCUCUUUGGAGGGUCUUUCAUCUGUUCAUAAUCCUCAAAUUAUAUCAUGGCCACCGAAAGAGAGUUGUCCUGUGUCUGCAAGUUUAGUAUUACAGGAUUCUUCUGUUGUCCAUAGUGCGGAUCAUAUGCAGCCUCCACUACCACCACCAUCCUCAACUCUUAAUGUUGAGGAGCAGGGAAAUAAGCAGCAACUGGAAUCUUCAAAUGCAGAUAUUUACCAUCAAUAUCUUUUGGGACAGUCGUUGAAUCAGGUGGUCACCUCACAGAUUCUCAGAGGCUAUCCUCUCCAUGUGUUGAACAAGAAAGAGAUUAAUGGGGAUAUCGACAGCAAAAGCAGUGGGAAGUCCUCUGUAGUUAAUAGUUUCUCAAAGAUGAACAGAGAUCAACAUUCCUAUCAGCAUUUUGUGCAGGAAUCAUAUGACAAGAAGUGCACCACGUCAAUACUUCCCCAUUCCGUGGAUGCGCUCUAUCUUCCGCCCAGAACUCAAGAACAGUCGACGAGUGAUCAUCCCAGACCCCAUUUGUUGAGUAGCCCAGAUGUGGCAGAAAACUCACGUAAGACUGGUGAUGUCAAAUUGUUUGGUCAAAUUCUUAGUCAUCCCUCGCCUUUGCAGAAGCCGAAUCCCACCUCCAGUCGUGAUGGUGAUGACAAGGGGAUGUCUCCUGAUACUAGUGGCAGGGCAUUUAACUUGAAAUUCACACCUAAUCAAGGGACUGAUGGUUCUUCAGUUAUGCCUAAGGUUGAUCCUUGCAAGAAUUCAAGCUUGGAUGAUUUCCCCAUGAUGAGUUACGGUUUUUGGGAUGGGAACCGGAUACAGACUGGGCUGUCAUCAUUACCAGAUCCUGCAGUCUUAUUGGCGAAAUAUCCUGUAGCAUUUGGGGACUAUUCAACAUCCUCGUCAUGCAGGGUUGAACCGCAGCCACUGCCUCCGACCGUGAAAAGGAAUGACCAUAACUUGGGCUGUGUCUCCAUUUUCCCGAGUAAAGAUGUAGUCAGCGGUGAUUUUCAAGCUUACAGGACCUAUGACGGGACGGAAGUGCAACCAUUCAUGGUAGACAUGAAGCGCCAUGACGUGUUUUCAGAGAUGCAGAAACGGAAUGGUUACGAAGGUGUGCCAGGUUUUCAAACGCAAGGAAGAGUAGCUGGAAUGAAUGGUGUAGGGGGAGGUAGUAUCCUGGUUGGAGGAGGAAGUUGUACAGGGGUUUCAGACCCAGUUGCAGCCAUACAAAUGCAUUAUGCCAGUGCUGAAAGGUAUGGUGGUGGGCAGGCAGGAAGCAUUAGAGAGGAAGAAUCUUGGAGACGAGGUGACAUAGGCAGGUAGUAGAAGAAUAAGAAGCAAGCAAAAUAGGAAGGUAUGUUGGUUAAGAAGGGACAGUUUCUUUGGUCCUUGGUGGCGCUGUGGAAAGUUAAAAAAUUCUUUGUUGGGCCGCCUUGUACAAUAUUUUUGUAAAACCUCAAAUGGAACGAAAGGGAAGAUAUUGGUUACAUGGAAAAAAAAAACUUCUUAGGAGCUUUGUACUAUGCCGCCUUUUGUGUUUGUUGGUAUGCGAUGGAAGAAGAAAAAACAGAAAAUAAAAAUUUCGACAAAUUUGGGAGAGGAGGAGCAUACAUAGCUCUGCUGCUGGGGGCACUGGUUUGCGGGCGUUGUUGCUAUGGUUCAGUCUUACAGGUACCCCUGUUUUCAUUCCAUUCAUUCUUGUAGCGGUGUCAGACAAGUGUAGGAGUCUUGAAUUAUAUCGUCUCAUGUACAUAGAUAGUGAUAGAUAGUCUUUUUUACAUUAUUUUUUGAAAGCUUA